AUGGAAUCUUCAAUUCAGACUCAUUAUAUAUCAAGCCUAUUUUCAAUUUUUAUUUAUUUAGGUAUCUUUAUAAUAAUGAAGUCAAGAUUCACUGAAGAAAUAGGUCAGGAUUCUAAAAAUUCUACUUUCGAAGACAUCGAAAUAAUCCGCAACUUCAGCCCUAAAUCAAAGAAAAAUUCAAAUCAAGAUCAGCCAGACACAAAAAUUGUGUAUUCCCCACUUAUGGAUGAGCUAAAACAAUCAACCCCGAUAUCUGUUAAUUUAAGUGUAGAAAACCAAGAUAAAAAUGGCGAGUGACUCUGAUCUGUUUAGUGACGGCUACCUAUGUGUAUGUGUGGCAUGAUUUUUGGAGUCAUUGAUUGACCCAGCAAUAUCAGAGAUAAGGGAAAAGACCCAAGAGAAUUCUGCUAAUUAUUGAUCUGAUCCAACGUGCAGUAGCUCGUUAUUUCUUUUUGCUAGCAGCACACAAGCCAGUAUGCAACCAAAAUGGAGCAGGACGAUUGUCUGCUCAAACUGCUGUGGCGGUUUACCCUGAAUUGUAGAGAUAGAUAAAACUUAUAAGGCGGCCACUCUAGCAAGGGCUACAAAAGGAAUAAUUUUGCCUAGGGAUGAUGAGCAGAGUGGAGCAAUCAGACGAGCGAAAGGGUGAAUUAGAAAUGGUUUUGCCUGGAAAAGUUCAUCCCCUAAAGGUUUUAUCCAGAAAUUGUUGUAGACUCAAGGCAUUACUACAGCUGAGAAACCAAAGGUUUCUGCCUGUGCUCAGAGUUGCCAGAUGUGAAAGCUAUCUAACUCCCCCCCUCGAAGUUCGACCAAGAUUUUUUUGGUCGAACUUCGAGGGGGGUUAAGAAAAAUUUUUUUAAAAAAAAUUAUAUAGAAUUUUUUUUAUAUAAUUUAGUAGUUAAAAAAAAAAAUAUUUAUCAUAUUCUUCUGUAUGAUUUGAGAAGGUGUAAGGGUUAGAAAAAAUAGUGCAAGAUGGUUUUGUAACGUUUUUUUAGAACUUGAAUACAAAAAUCGCAAGCUCACUCCCAUAUAGUUUAAAUUUUUUGAAAAAUUGCUUAUUUUCCUAGUAAAUUUAUAUAGGUCUUGGUCGAACUUUGAGGGGGUUUAAUUUUCCAAAAAAAAUAGGAAUUUUCCCUAUAUCUUGGUCGAACUUCGAGGGGGGGGGAGUAAGUGUAGAAAACCUUGAACAACCCCAAAGAGUCCCAAAUAAUUCAAUUUUUUGCCGAAUUUGCUUGGACUCCUCAAAUUCUAAAGACUUAAUUGUUCCAUGCUCAUGUAAAGAAAAAUCAAAAUUUGUUCAUAAGAAAUGCAUAAAGAAAUGGCUUGCCGAUAACUCCAAGGAUAAUAUAAUUGAAAAAAGCUGCAAAAUCUGCAACCAAAAUUUAUCCAUAAAAUAUAUAUCCUUUUAUAUAAAUGCUUAUAAAAAUUCCAAAGCCACAAUCCCAAAAAUAUUAUUAUAGCCUUUAAUUUUAUUUAAAUAUAAAGCCAUAAAUACUCUCACACGCUAAGCUUAAAUUUCGGAGAAGAAAAUAAAGUAUGGUCACCUAUAAUUGGGUGCUGUAUAUUAAUUGGUGUUUUAAUAUGAGGAAUAAUUAAAGAAUCCCAGUCUGCUGAUAUCGCAAAAGACGUUAUUGUGGAUUUAUUGAUUUCCAUUUUAGCUAUUUUUGUGCUAAUUUUUAUAGUAAUGGCUUGAUGUUUACUAAAAGAAAGAUGCUGGACAAAGGUUUUUGAAUGGGAAAUUCAGAAUAAAAGUCCUCAAAAUUCUCCUGAUAAUAAAAUAACUGUCUAA
This is a messenger RNA of Blepharisma stoltei, 1789 nucleotides long. Lineage: Eukaryota; Ciliophora; Heterotrichea; Heterotrichida; Blepharismidae. The record is from the annotation of a GenBank genome assembly.